Molecule: messenger RNA, 524 nt
Organism: Schistosoma intercalatum
Lineage: Eukaryota; Metazoa; Platyhelminthes; Trematoda; Strigeidida; Schistosomatidae
Source: the annotation of a GenBank genome assembly
GAAUUUACCGGUUACUGAUAAGAGUUUUAUAAGUGUCAGCGGUUAUUAUAGAAUACAUUUACUUAUUUACUUGUUUAACUGCAUUCAACUAAAGAUAUUUCACAUUUACAUUUAAGUCAAUUAUACAUAUUAACGAAUACAUUGUUAUUCAUAAAAGAUGAGUUAUACAUUCAAUGGAUUUAUAACAUUUUGUAUUAUGAUCAUAACAUUGAAUAAACAAUUUUAUGAAUUAAAUGCUGCAUAUCUACCAUUUAAUUAUCGAUGGCCAAUUGUACCAUAUAUGAAUGAUGAUGACGAUGGAUUACCACAUCGUAUACUUCCAUCUAUUUCUUCAUUAUCACAUUUACAUAAAAGAGGUCCAGAAUUAAUUAUUCCAUUUAUUAGUGGCGGUGUUCCAGCAAAGAAAUCAGAUAUUGAUUAAAUGAAAUGUAAUUGAUUCCAUUCUUAAAUAUGACUGGAUAUAUUAAGCAUUGUGAUAAGUAUUUUUUGGUUUAAAAUAUACAUAUUAUUGAUUCUUUAAUUAA